Symbiodinium necroappetens is the source of this 277-nucleotide messenger RNA. The record is from the annotation of a GenBank genome assembly. Lineage: Eukaryota; Dinophyceae; Suessiales; Symbiodiniaceae.
GCGAUGUCUGGUCCUCACUUCCAACUUGGAAGAAUCUGCAGAUAAUGUCUGCAGCGCGCAAUGCAGGAGUUUCAUCAACGCGACACUGGACACAUGCGCUGAAUACGGCGCAAUCACGGAGAGCCUGAAGGUGUUCCAAGCUUAUCAAAAUGCUCUUGCAUGUGGCUCAGAUGCUGAAGCAGAGUUCUUCUCCAGAUCCUACAGCUCCAUCAUGGUCUUUGUCUCUGCUACGCAAAGUGUAGCAGGCCGUUGUGGGUUCAAUGAACCAGAGGUUUGA